AGUGCUCAUUUAAAUGGACCGUGAUUUUAAGCACGAGCAAGACCAUUUCAAAACACUUGAAUAGCUCGGAAAACCUGGUGAGAAUCUGCUCCUUAAUAUUUUUCUACAGUUCAAGCCAAAAGAUAUUACCACCAGACAGUAAGAGAAAACCGAGGAAACGGCACGCAUUUGUUAUGGAAGGCGGAGUUGGAAGUCUAAUAUAAUUUUGAGUGUCCUCACCGUUAAAAUCAUGCCUCCACCUGGGAAAAUGAGAAAGCCCGUUAUUAAAAUGGUCGUCUUAGGAGACAUGAAUGUAGGGAAAACGUCCCUGCUGCACAGGUACAUAGAGAGAAACUUCAAGGACACCUUAAGCACAAUUGGUGGAGCAUUUUUCUUGAAGCAGUGGGGUCCAUACAACAUCUCCAUCUGGGAUACAGCGGGUCGUGAACAGUUCCAUGGUCUGGGCUCCAUGUAUUGUCGUGGCGCUGCAGCCAUCAUUCUAACGUAUGAUGUCACAAACUGGCAGAGCUUCGUAGAGCUUGAAGAUCGCUUCCUCUCUCUCACUGACUCUGCCAAUGAUGAUAGCAUAUUUGCCAUAGUGGGCAACAAAGCAGACCUCACUGACCCUCAAGCCCAAGUUAUGACCCCAGAAGAAGUCAGGGCAGAAGAGGGAUGUGUACUUCCCCUUUCAUCCUGCCCCACACCCCCAGAUUUUCCUUUGCACAAACAGGUGAAUCAGGAUGAUGCCAUAGCACUUUACAACCGCAUAAUUCACCAUAAGUCACUAGAGGGCAUCAGUCCACCAGCAGAGAAGAUGUGCUUCGAGACAAGUGCUAAGACUGGGUUUAAUGUAGAUGUUAUGUUCGAGACACUCUUUGAUCUGGUGUUGCCAUCCAUCGUUCAAAAACGCUCCCAAAAUGAGUCGCCCACAUUGUGUUUGGAGGACUAUAAUGAAGAGGGAAGGAAGAGCAAAGGGGACUGUUGCAGAUGAUUACAGAGCUGUUUACUCCAGUAAAUCUUGUACGUUGUCACAGUAAACAGUGGCUUAUUGGUCACUGUGUGUGUGUGUGUGUGUGUGUGUGAGUGAGAGAGAGAGAGAGAGAGAGAGAGAGAGAGAGAGAGAGAGAGAGAGAGUCUUUAUAUCUCUGAGAUAAUCUUGUUUUUCAUAGAUAGAACACAAAGACUUUGAACUUAAGUUACUCAGUGUUUUGGCCCUCAAGUUGUUCAUGUUCUUCUGAACACGAUAAAUACAAAGGUGUGUCAAAGAAAUCCAAAUAUACAUUGUUUACAGUACCAUACUUUUUAAUAUUUUUUAAAAAUUAUUUUAUUUUGAAUUAACACUGUUAAAUUAUUAAAAAAAAAAUGGUAUUCAUAUUAUUUGUGAUUGUCAUUUACUAAAGGUUUAUGAAUACAAUUAUCACUCAACAAGCAAGUUGUUAAUAGGUUUUUCACUUUCACUCUUUUCCACUUUUACAGUCUGCUGUCAUUACAAUUCUUUGCACUCAUUUAAAACUGGGUCAUCCUUGUUUUUUGUGCAAUAAUGUUACUACAAUGUCUCCCCGCUAGAGGUCGCAUUACACUGAGAAAAGGCUAAAGGUUAAAAAGCAUGCAUGGUUGCAUGGCGUGCUUAUGUGUAAUUAUAGUAGCAAGAAUCGAACAGAAGUUGUUGAAUAGAACACACUGAAUCCUAAACAUUCAUUGGAAAUCGAAAUAUGGGCUCAUUGCAUUAUGACACACUAAUGGCAAUUGUAAUCAGUAGGUGCCCUUUAAUUACUUUGUGUUGUCAAGUCACACUCAUUUGUUUGUGCCUUACUUAUGAAACAAUCAUAUAUAUACCCUAACAUUUCCAAAAAAGUAGAAUCGUUGUGUUGUUUAUUAUCUGGGUUUGUCUCUUGCUCCUGUCCAGAUUCAUCUGUGAUGUAACAUUUGUGCUGAAUUAAACACUCAUUAACUUGAGAAGCAGAGCCUGCAAUGUGCAUAGACCACACUUCACUUGCUGAUGGAGCAGAGCUCCACAUUCUCUUUCCCGCAACACCCAUCUACAGUGAACGUUCACUUAUAGAAUGCAUUUAAUAAAGAAAAAAAAAAACUAUUCUA
Ctenopharyngodon idella (grass carp) is the source of this 2076-nucleotide messenger RNA. RefSeq names its product ras-related protein Rab-20-like. Gene Ontology annotation, biological process: intracellular protein transport. The transcript has 2 exons. Bases 230 to 970 code for a protein of 246 amino acids. Gene Ontology annotation, molecular function: GTP binding; GTPase activity. The record is from RefSeq and is a predicted model, not a curated record. Gene Ontology annotation, cellular component: endomembrane system. NCBI's taxonomy places the organism in Eukaryota, Metazoa, Chordata, Actinopteri, Cypriniformes, Xenocyprididae.